GCAGACACCAAGAGACGGACACCAGGGCCAGGGCUGAAAGCAGGAAGGUGCUGGACAGGUGGGUAGGAGCUUCCGUUCGGGCACCAUGAGCACCUCAGGCCCAGAAGCUGCCCCCAAACCAAGUGCCAAGUCCAUCUAUGAGCAGAGAAAACGCUACUCCACCGUGGUCAUGGCUGAUGUGUCGCAGUAUCACAUGAACCACCUGGUGACCUUCUGCCUGGGUGAGGAGGAUGGCGUGCACACUGUGGAGGACGCCUCCCGGAGACUGGCCCUCAUGGACAGCCAGGGCCGAGUCUGGGCGCAGGAGAUGCUGCUGCGCGUGGCCCCCGACCACGUUGCGCUGCUCGACCCAGUGGUCAAGGAGGAGCUGGAGUCGUACCCGCUGGGUGCCAUCGUGCGCUGCGACGCUGUGGUGCCGCCGGGCCGGAGCCGGGCGCUGCUGCUCCUGGUGUGCCAGGAGCCCGACCGCGCGCAGCCCGAUGUGCACUUCUUCCAGGGCCUGGGCCUGGGGGCGGAGCUUAUCCGAGAAGACAUCCAGGGGGCCCUACACAACCACCGCUCCGGCCGCGGGGAUCGCAGGGCAGCGGCGCUCAGAGCCACGCAGGAGGAGCUGCUACGCGGGCCUCGGCCCGCGGCGGAGACCCCGCCCCUGCAGCGCCGCCCGUCGGUACGCGCAGUGAUCAGUGCGGUGGAGCCGGCCCUGGCCCGCGGGCGACCCCAGGUGGACCCAGUCCCCGAGACUGAGGAGACCGGGAGGCCCGGCCGGGUGUCUACGCGCGAGCGCGCGGACCCGGCCUCCCCGGACCUGGGCCCCCGGGGUCCAGAGCUGGCCAAUCUGCAGGCCGAGCGCGACGUGGACAUCUUGAACCACGUGUUCGACGACGUGGAAAGCUUCGUGUCCAGGCUGCAGAAGUCGGCCGAGGCCUCUCGCGUUUUGGAACACCGGGAGCGAGGCCGCCGGACCCGGCGCCGGGCAGCGGGGGAGGGCCUGCUGACGCUGCGGGCCAAGCCACCCUCUGAGGCGGAGUACACCGACGUGCUCCAGAAGAUCAAGUACGCCUUCAGCCUGCUGGCCCGGCUGCGCGGCAACAUCGCCAACCCUUCAUCCCCGGAGCUGCUGCACUUCCUGUUCGGGCCACUGCAGAUGAUUGUGAACACGUCAGGAGGCCCCGAGUUUGCGAGCAGCGUGAGACAGCCACCCUUGACGGCCGAGGCGGUGGCGCUGCUGCGCGACAACGUCACUGCGCGGGAGAACGUGCUGUGGACCUCGCUGGGGGACUCGUGGACCCGCCCAGGGCUGGAACUGCCCCUAGAGGAGGGCCCCUCGUACAGCCCCGCGUUCUGCAGCGGCUGGGAGCCCCCCGCCACCGACCCGCAGGGCCGCCCCUGGGAGGACCCGGUGGAGAAACAGCUUCAGCAUGAGCGGAGGCGCCGGCAGCAAAGCGCCCCCCAGGUCGCUGUCAAUGGUCACCAAGACCCAGAGCUACAAGCUGAGCCCCAGCAGGAGUCGGAGCCCGCAAGAAAGUGGGUCCUGUGUAAUUAUGACUUCCAGGCUCGAAAUAGCAGUGAGCUCUCAGUCAAGCACCGGGAUGUACUGGAGAUCCUGGAUGACAAGCGCAAGUGGUGGAAGGCUCGGGAUCAACGGGGUCAGGAGGGGUAUGUUCCCUACAAUAUCCUGACUCCUCACCCCGGACCCCAUGUGGACCACAGCCAAAGCCCUGCAGGAAGCCUGGAGGGCAGCGCCCCGCCUCCCCCGCCAGGCCCGGCUCCAGCUCCGGCGCCGGCCCGUCCCCUCUGGAACAGCUGCGACAGUCUCAACAACUUGGACCCCAGCGAGAAGGAGAAAUUCUGUCAGAUGCUCAGCGUGAACGAGGAGCUGCAGGCCCGCCUGGCCCAGGGCCUCCAGGGGCCGAGCCGCGCUGCCCUGGGGCCCCGCGCCCCGGAGCCACCGCUCAGCCCCAGCGCGGACAGCUCUGAGGUCCACGCCUGGCUGCGGGCCAAGGGCUUCAGCUCUGGGACCGUGGAGGCGCUGGGGGUGCUGACAGGGGCGCAGCUCUUCUCUCUGCAGAAGGAGGAGCUGCAGGCCGUAAACCCCGCAGAGGGGGCGCGGGUGUUCAGUCUCGUCACCGUGCAGCGGGCGCUGCGGGAGGACAGGGAGAAAGUGUCGGAGCUGGCGGCCGUGAUGGAGAAGCAGAAGAAGAAGGUGGAAGGCAAUACCGAGACAGGGGUCAUCUGACCCCGCCCCCGGCCCAUCCACGAAAAGUGAUGAGAGCUGGGUGGGGUCACGGGCGCCCGCGCCCCUCCCGGGGGUGGGCCUACAUCCGGGAGCGCGGCGGGCCCGGCCCAGUCCCGGCCUCGCGAGUGGAGGCGGGGUCACGCUCGGGACACCCGGACCAGCCGCCCAUCUAUAAACAGCCUCCUCUCAACCGCAGUGUCGCCUGCUGUCCCCUGACCGCCCGGCGUCCAAGGGUCCCCACUGCUCCCAGCUGCUCUGCGACCCCCGCCUCGCCCCCCACGUCCUGGUCCUGCCCUUCCUCACCCCUAGGCAUUCCCAUCUGAUGGUUUUGCUGGUCAGGACGGGCUUUCCAAGCCUGGUGAACUCCUAGACAGUCUUCGUUACCCAGCUCAGAUACCCUGGAGCCCCGUCUUCUAGUACCCCAGUACCCACUCUACCUUGUCCACUCACAGAAAGGGCAGAGCCAUCUCUGCAUGCUGGGGGCACUGUGAAAUCUGCCCCCCUUCCAAGCCUCAUGUCCAGUCCCCACUGUCCAGCAGGGCUGGAGGACCAGGCGUCCCUCUGCCUCCAGGAAUUACAGCCUGAGUCCUGGCAACAUCCUGGGGCCUCUAGCAGCUCCCUUUGGAGGUGGAUGCCCCCCCUACCCCACCCCAGGGCCCUGGAAAAUCAGAGGGCCUCUGAGAUAGCCUGGAGCAGACAGGAGCCUGGGCUCCUCAUGCCUAGUUUCAUCCUGGAACAUGGGCUCCUUCCGAUGUCCAGCCCAGUCCUACCCGGUACCAAACACAUGCACCACCUGGUCCCAGCGUGGCACUGACUGCCUGUGGCUAAUGGCCAGGCUCGAGGCCUGCUUCUUCCUGCCGGCAAUGCCCUGGCUCAGUGGUGGCCUCCCAAGUGCUGGGAUCACAAGCAUGUGGCUGCCACUUCUCACUUCUAGUAGAGGAACUAUA
Messenger RNA from Dipodomys spectabilis (banner-tailed kangaroo rat), 3183 nucleotides. It is a transcript of the gene Eps8l1, whose product is annotated as EPS8 like 1. Gene Ontology annotation, biological process: positive regulation of ruffle assembly; Rho protein signal transduction; regulation of Rho protein signal transduction. Gene Ontology annotation, molecular function: actin binding. The record is from RefSeq and is a predicted model, not a curated record. Lineage: Eukaryota; Metazoa; Chordata; Mammalia; Rodentia; Heteromyidae. The transcript has 20 exons. Bases 86 to 2236 code for a protein of 716 amino acids. Gene Ontology annotation, cellular component: plasma membrane; ruffle membrane; vesicle.